Molecule: messenger RNA, 2205 nt
Organism: Tachysurus vachellii
Lineage: Eukaryota; Metazoa; Chordata; Actinopteri; Siluriformes; Bagridae
Gene: limd1a
Product: LIM domains containing 1a
Exons: 8
Coding region: 379-2103 (574 amino acids)
Biological process (GO): regulation of DNA-templated transcription; cytoskeleton organization; response to hypoxia
Cellular component (GO): transcription regulator complex; P-body; adherens junction
Molecular function (GO): transcription corepressor activity
Source: RefSeq, a predicted model, not a curated record
UCACACACACACACACACACACACUCCGGCUCCAUGCCUUUCACACACACACACUCCGGCUCCAUGCCUUUCACACACACACACACACAACUCUCUCCGCUCACUUUCGCCUUUUCGUUAAUAGAAACGUUUCUCAUGAGGAUGAUUUUUGAACUUUUUUAGCUUUUUUCUAUUUUGCGGAUUAUUAUUAUUCUUAUUAUUUCAUCUUUAUUCCUCCAGGGACUGGAUAUAAGCAGUAAACUUUGGUGAGUGAACCUUUGUGUCUUUACUUUGCAUCAUGGACAAAAUGAGCAUUUAGAAGUGAUUUUCUCACUCAAGACGAUAGUUUUACGAUAUUUUACCGAACUUUGAGUUGACUUUAGUUUGCGCUUUAAAUCCAUGGAAAUGGACAAAUACGAAGAUUUGGGGCUCGAAGCGAGCAAAUUUAUCGAAGACCUGAAUAUGUACGAGGCGUCUAAAGACGGACUGUUCCGCAUGAAGAGGGACGCAGGAAAUAACCCGGACUUUGAGGAAACCAGGAGAGUCUUCGCCUCCAAAAUGACCAAAAUUCACAUGCAGAAGCAUCACGAAGACAUGACGAGAAACAACCUGGCAGAAAGGAUAAACGGUGGACAUGUCAAAGUAGCAGAUGACAGGUUUUACACCAAAGACAGACCGCCUAUCAGUAGCUCCAGACAUGAAGCUGCAUCUAAACCACCCAUUCUCUCAGGACCGACCAUAUGCUAUGAAGGACAGAAACAUUAUCCAGCCAGCCCACAUGAUGGCAGGGAUUUUGUCUAUGGAAGCAAUAAUGACAAUAAAGACCUUUCACGCUCGUGCCAUAAUCCAUCUGUGGAACCUGGAAACUCUUAUCCACAAUCUGUGUCUCUUCCUGCCAAUCUUUCUGGCACUUGGUCAUCAAAGAACAAUCCUCAUUGCCAGAUCUCAUCACCUACCCUUAGCUUGAGUUCGAAUUCACCUGAAACUAGUAUGAACCAUGGAGCAGCUCUUCAUCUGUGUCAGAGCUCAACAAGCCAAUCUUUAACACCGACUGGGACACCAGAAUGGUUCCAUCCAUCAGCCACAGGUGCUCAUGGAGAACCAGAGUCUCACCUCAAGUCUUCUCCUUAUGUGAACCUUACUAAGCACUCAGAACCCAUCGUGCCUCAGAAGCCCUAUGGAGACCCACUUCGUAAUGGAGUUGCUCAAAGCACUGGGACAUGCUCUGCUGUUCAGCUGUCCCCACUAGCACAAAGCCAACCAGAAACACAUCAGCCUAAAGGUCAAGUGCUGUGCCACACUCGAGGCCAUAACAGUCCGACUGUUCCAGACAACUUAGUGAACCCUGUUGUAGAGCUGGCUCAGAGUGAUGCCCACAACCCUCCUCAGGCACUUAGACUUCCGUGCCACACUCUCCGUGUACAGCCCGAGCCUGGGCCAUCUGCAGCCGAAAUAAAAUUAGAAGCUCUAACUGAACGCCUGGAAAAGGAGAUGGAUGCCCAGCCUAAGGCUGACUACUUUGGCAGUUGUGUGAAAUGCAGUAAGGCUGUAUUUGGAGCCAAUCAAGCAUGCCAGGCCAUGGGUAACCUCUACCAUGACGGCUGUUUCACCUGUAGUGCCUGCAGUCGGAAGCUCAGGGGGAAAGCAUUUUACUAUGUCUCUGGGAAGGUGUUUUGCGAAGAGGAUUUUCUGUACUCUGGCUUUCAGCAGUCUGCUGACAAAUGCAACGUAUGUGGCCACCUGAUCAUGGACAUGAUCCUGCAGGCCCUGGGCAAGUCCUACCAUCCAGGUUGCUUUCGCUGUGUCAUCUGUAACGAGAGCUUGGAUGGAGUUCCCUUUACUGUGGACACAGAAAACAAGAUCUACUGUGUCAAAGACUACCACAGGGUUCUUGCUCCUAAGUGUGCAGCAUGCAGUCAGCCAAUUCUGCCCCCUGAGGGGUCUGAUGAAACCAUUCGAGUGGUAUCUAUGGAUAAAGACUAUCAUGUAGAAUGCUACCAUUGUGAGGACUGUAAGAUGGAGCUGAAUGAUGAAGAAGGGCACCGCUGUUACCCACUAGAUGGCCACCUGCUGUGCCAUACAUGCCACCUUAUUCACAUGGAGUCAAGCUGCCAGUCUGUCUGAGAUGAAGAAGACUGAGUUUUGGAUAUCUGCUGCCCCUUGUGGCUUCAGAUCAGUUGUAGUUGUGGAAUUAAAGAAUAAACCUCACCUUACUUUUGGGUCACA